This is a messenger RNA of Pediculus humanus corporis (human body louse), 2901 nucleotides long. Its product is annotated as bromo adjacent homology domain containing protein, putative. NCBI's taxonomy places the organism in Eukaryota, Metazoa, Arthropoda, Insecta, Psocodea, Pediculidae. The transcript has 8 exons. Gene Ontology annotation, molecular function: chromatin binding. The record is from RefSeq and is a predicted model, not a curated record. Bases 1 to 2901 code for a protein of 966 amino acids.
AUGAAUGAUACCGGAUGCUGGAACAAUGAUGAGGAUUUAUCCGGAGGUCAUGGAGUAGGUUAUUUUCAACCCGCUGGUCCAUUGAUACAUCAUCACGCAUCAAAUUCUGGUCCCGGUAAAAGUGGUGGAAACAUAACAAAUUUGGAUUCGGGAAACGCUAGCGAAUCUCAAACGCCGACGUCGGCAAGCGAAGAACCUUCCGAACCUUCCGGAAGAAGCGGGAGCACAUCUGCACCGCCUCAACAGGCCCCACCCCCACCUCCUCCGGCGGCUCAUCAUAUGGGAUAUCCUCGGGGUUAUCCAUCUUAUCAAAGCGGUUAUUAUCAGGGAAGUUAUUAUCCUCCUCCACCGCCGCAAUCGGCUCAUUAUCAACCUCCGCCUCCUCCUCCUCCCCCGCCGCCGCCGAGUUUUCAUCAACAUUAUCAUCAUCACCAGGAUUUGUGUUAUCCGCCUGGAUAUCCUCCGUCGGCUUAUCCUCCGCCUCCGGGUUCGUAUAGGCGGCUUCUUCAACCUCCUCCGAGUUAUUAUUCGCCAGAACUGACAUAUGGUUCGUCCGGACCUUCACCAUCUCAAGAUCAUGGAAGUCAGCAAAUGGUAGUUCCCGGUGGUGCGUCAAGCAGUUAUUCGACACCUUUGGACCCAUAUCCGCAUCCAUACUAUCCGGGAUAUUCUCCUGGACCCGGUCCUGCUUGUUAUAACAAUCCACCGUCGUCUAGGAAUUUAGCUUUCAUAGAGCAAACAUAUCAAAGUUGUCCUUGUCCAAUGCAGCUGUGUCCAAAAAACGUCCAUAUUGGGCCUCUUACUGGAGAGUGUAAGAGGCCCGGAGCUUUGCCUCUUCCUCCUGUGGUUCUUCAAUUGCCACAGGAGCCCCCCGGUGCCGCGGGUCCUCCGAGUCCGGCUCGGGGUUCGGCGGGAAUGCCUCCUCAACCGAGUCCUAUCACUCAUUCGGCACGUCCGAACUGGGAUGGUAAAACGAUGAAAACGAUAUCAGACAUCAAAUGGGAGGGAUCGCAAACGGGACAGGAUUUGAAACCGGUCAAAUACAAAACGGACAUUGUUAAGUGUUUAAAUGAUGGAGAAGUCAAAGAUUUGUCAAUUAGCAGAAAUUACGGGAACGCGGAAUCGUCGGGUAAAAGUUCAAAGGUCGUAGUGGCGUCGUCGGCGACGUGGAAUCACGCGGGGAGUCAAAGGAAAAAUGAAAAGAAACCGAUCGAACGUUGUUUGACAACACAAGGAGGUUUGUUAGCCAUAAGUUCUCAAGAAUUUUUACCGAUGUUGAGUAAGAAACAACAACAAAAUUUGCCGAUCAUAGCCGAAUGCAUCGAGGAAAGGAAAAAGAUAAAAUGCGGAAUGUUUAUGACGCCACCGCCGACGACGACGACGACAACGACGACGACGAUCGGCGUCGAAUCCUUUAAGAUAAUUGAAAAUGGUGUUUGUGGUAAAAAAAAUUUUUUGCAAGAAACCAUGGAUCUCUCUCCGAAUCGAAUAAAAAUAAACGGUACGAAAAUAGAUGAAAUAUUAGUUGAUAACAUAGAAGAAACCUGCGGCGGUAAAAAGAAAAAGAGAAAAGCGGAAAGUGUUAAUAAAAGUGAAAACGUUGAAAACAAAGUGCGUAAAGUUCACGAGAAUGGAGAAAGCGGACUGGAAAAAGACGAAAACUCUUGUGAUAGUCGUCGUCACGUCGUCGCGAGGGGGGAACAUCAGAAAAAUCAAAAUAAAAAUUUCACGUGUCCCAAAGGGAAAUUGUUGAAAGACAGAAACGAAACCGUGAGUGAAAACGUCAUCGUCAAAGGCCCGUGUAAAAAAGAAAAGAAAAAGCCAGCAGAAGAAAAUUGCAAGUUGGAAGCGUAUAAGGUCGUAAAGAGAAGGAAAUCGCAUCAGGAGAGAACGGCGACGGGUUACGAAGACGUUCAGGGAAAAAGAAAAUCGAAAUCGUGUUCGCCGAACAGGAGAACGAAAUCAUCGGAACGACAUCAUUUGACGGAUAAGGAAACGAAAUCUGAAGAUUCCAGGAAAAAGUUACAGGAUGUCGUCGUUAAAAACUCCAAAGGAAAGGGAAUAUUUGAACAUUCCAAAACGGGCACGACGACGACGACGACGACGGUGGCGGCAGCGGCGGCGACGGGUGGAAAGAAAAAAGUCGGUUCGAAUCCGACGAAAAACGGUCAAAGACAGUUGAGCAUUUUAAACAAGAGCGUGCAACAGAGUAAAAAUAAGAAGACGUCAAAGUCGGACUACAGGUUAGCCGUCGUCGUGGUAAAAAAAUUUACGUCGAAAAAAUCGACGGUGACGACAUCGCCGAGAACUGGUAUCACACCGAAAUGGUCGAACGGAUGGUCCUGGGACAGCGAAUCCUUUAAUGCCAAAGUUUAUUUAACGAAUGAUGAACCUCCAGUUAUGAGAAAAUGUUACACGGCCAUGAGACACGUCGAAGGUGACGUCAUUCAUCCAAAGGACUGCAUUCUUCUGAAGGCCGGACCCAGAAGGAUCGAUUUGCCUUUUGUUGCCAAAGUUGCCGCACUCUGGGAGAAUCCAGACGAUGGUGAAAUGAUGGUCUCGCUUUUGUGGUACUACAGACCGGAGCACACCGAUCAGGGUCGACAACCCUCGGAUCAACAAGAUGAAAUUUUCGCAUCACGACACAAAGACAUAAAUUCAGUUGCCUGCAUCGAAGAUAAAUGUUUUGUUUUAACUUAUAACGAAUAUUGCAGAUACCGUAAAAACGUGAAGAGGGUCGAGGAUGGAGUUCCGGAAAAACCUUUGCCCGUUCCAGGGCUGGAACAACCUUAUUUCAGGUAUCAAAGGCAACCGCCCUGCAUAAUGGCGCCCGACAUGGUUUUCUUUUGCCGAAGAGUUUACGAUUUCCGACAGAAAAGAUUAUUGAAAAAUCCAACGUGA